GUCACAUCCGUCCAGGAAGUAGCAUGCCAACAAGCGCGUGUGUUCUAGCUCCAAGGUGAUCUCAGUGUUCGCAGCUGAAUCCGCUCUCCAGAUGUUCCAGGUGUUCCAGGUGUGUGUCCUCCGGCAGCUGUGGAGGACCGUCUUCUGUCAGGUCCCCGCUGCGGCCUCUGCGGGCCGCGGAAGGUCGGUACCGGGCUCAGGACGGACUCUGAUCCGGCAGCUCAGCAGCAGAGACAGAGGAAGAGUCCGGGGCUGCACCGUAGACCCGGACCUGGAGGAACAGUUCGUGUUCCCAGACUGUACAGAUCCAGAUCCAGAUCCCCAUCAGGAGGAGAAACACCUGGUCCUCCAGCCUCCCCUCCCCUCCCCUCCCCCUCCUGUCUCUCCCCCUGUCCCCCCUCAGAAACACCUGAGGUCUCUGGAGCGUCAGCUGCAGGUGUUGAGGGGCGGGGCCCAGCAGGAGGUGGACCCUGACUCUCUGAUCCAGUUCCAGGAUGUGAACUUCCCGCUGGAUGAAAACCUGGUGGCUGCAAAGAAGAAGAAGGCGGCAGGUAAAGGUGAGCACAAGGUGUUCGGGACUCCGGACGUGGACGAGCCCGUCAGCGACACCACCUGCUCGGGCUGCGGUGCCGUGCUGCACUGCGCCGCUGUCCACGCCCCCGGGUACCUGCCCAGUGAGAAGUACAAGGUGCUGUUGCAGGAGGGGGGGCUGCGGGGGGCCACCUGCCAGCGCUGCCACCUGCUCACCCACCACCACAAGGCCCUGAACCUGCAGGUGUCCAGAGACCAGUACAGGGACGUGGUGCGGCAGAUCCGGCCCCGCCAGGCCCUGGUGCUGCUCAUCGUGGACCUGCUGGACCUCCCCGACUCCAUCGUCCACGACCUGCCCGAGCUGGUGGGGACCAACAAGCAAGUGGUCGUCCUCGGCAACAAGAUUGACCUGCUGCCUGGCGACUCACCUGGCUAUCUACGGCGGAUCAAGCGGCAGCUCGCCCAGUACUCUCAGGAGGCCGGCUUCGGGGGCCAGGUCACAGACCUCCACCUCAUCAGCGCCAAGACCGGGUACGGCAUCGAGACCCUGAUCUCCAGCCUGCAGAGGUCCUGGAAGUACAAAGGUGACGUGUACCUGGUGGGAAGCGCCAACGCGGGGAAGUCGACGCUCUUCAACACGCUGCUGGACUCUGACUUCUGCAAGUCCAAGGCCUCUGACCUGAUCCACAAGGCCACGAUCUCACCAUGGCCCGGGACUACUCUGAACCUGUUGAAGUUUCCCAUCAUCAACCCGACUCCGUACAGGAUGUUCAGACGUCAGGAGCGACUGAACGAGGCGUCGAGACAGACGGAGAGCGAGCUGUCACCUGACGAGCUGAGGAGGCUGAGGCAGUUCAGCAGACAGGGGUAUCUAGUGGGUCGUGUUGGCAGAACAUUCCGGUCUGACGUCAGAUCCAGACCCGAUGAGAUCCAGUUUGAUCCUGACAGUUUGGCAUUUGGAGAAAAUGAAGAGGAGGAGGCAACAGGUCCCAGCAGGACGCCGGAGGAGUUUACCUACAACGAGCUGAAGGACGCUCACUGGCUGUACGACACCCCGGGGAUCCUGAAGGAGAAUGAUAUCCUCAGCCUGCUGAAUGAACAGGAAGUGAGGUCAGUGGUUCCCACUCAGGCUCUCAUCCCACGGACGUUUGUGCUGAAGCCCAGUAUGAGUCUGUUCGUGGGGGCUCUGGCCAGGAUCGACUUCCUGCAGGGACACAAGUCCUGCUGGUUUUCAGUGGUGGCCUCAGGUCGGGUCCCGGUUCAUGUCACCAGUCUGGAGAAGGCCGACAGUGUUUAUGAGAAACACGCGGGACACGUCCUGCUGGGGGUGCCUACAGGAGGGUCGGCGCGGAUGAAGGAGUUUCCAGCUUUGGUUCCUCAGGAGUUCAGGUUGGAGGGUCGAGGUUACCUGGAGGCUGCCACUGAUGUCAAACUGUCGUCUGCAGGUUGGGUGGCAGUGACGGCGGUCGAAGGUGAUCAGGUGUUGUUGAGGGUCCACGGUCCGGAGGCAGCAGGGUUCAGUCUGAGGACGCCGCCCCUCCUCCCUCACAUCGUCUCUCUGAAAGGAGAACGCAUCAGAAAAUCGACGGCCUACAAACUGAUGAAGACUCCGGGACAGCUGGACGGAGGACUGACGUCCAGAGGAGUCGACAGGCUGCAGGUGAAGAAGAAGAAGUGAACCAGGUGGACACUGAGGGACAGGUAGAGGAGCAGGUGUCCGACUCUGACUGUCCAGACAGCAGAAACAGAUGUGGACAGAACAGACAGAUGUUGCUUGCAAGAACAAAGUGUCUCUACAGGAGAUCACCUCUGACCUCAGCUCGAUGAAUUGUGUGUGAGAGCUCCAUCAGGAUGUUUUCUCCACUGCAGCAACGUCACAUGAUGUCAUGCUGAUGUCAUGCUGAUGUCACGUGACGUAAUGUUUGUUCAUUUUGUAUUGUCACUGUCACAUGAUGGAACAGCAGUAGGAGAACGUCAGACCAGAGACUUCUUUCUUAAGGUUCUGGUUCUAUGUAGAACCAGGUCACUGGUUCCUGAUUGAAAUAUUUAAUAUGUUUAUGAAUGAGUCUUUAUACAUGUUUAUUGUUUACUGAUGUUUAGAGUUUUUUAAAUUUUUCUUUGAAGACAGAAACAAACCUGUUGAUUGUGAAAGUCUUUAUUAAAAAAGAGCAGUUAUGAUACAGUUAAUUUUUAAUGUUAGUUGUAGAAGAGCGCCCUCUACCUGCAGACAGGUGACAAUACAUGAGACCGUUCUAAUGAUGUGAACCUCAGUCUGUGUCAUCAGGUCAGUGACGUCUGAAGAAGAAAACAAACAGCUGCUGAUAGAAAAAAAUACAAACUCAGUGAAUCUGAAGUUCA
Messenger RNA from Seriola aureovittata, 2889 nucleotides. RefSeq names its product nitric oxide associated 1 (gene noa1). The coding region runs from base 92 to 2209 and encodes 705 amino acids. NCBI's taxonomy places the organism in Eukaryota, Metazoa, Chordata, Actinopteri, Carangiformes, Carangidae. Gene Ontology annotation, molecular function: GTP binding. The transcript has 9 exons. The record is from RefSeq and is a predicted model, not a curated record.